Molecule: messenger RNA, 906 nt
Organism: Trichoplax adhaerens
Lineage: Eukaryota; Metazoa; Placozoa; Uniplacotomia; Trichoplacea; Trichoplacidae
Exons: 2
Coding region: 1-906 (301 amino acids)
Cellular component (GO): membrane
Molecular function (GO): signaling receptor activity
Source: RefSeq, a predicted model, not a curated record
AUGACGAAGCGUCGAAGUAAGGGAGAAACUCAAUUAGUCAGUCAUCAUGAUAAAGCAAGCCCAAUCACUGAAACUGCUACUAUUUGUAAAACCGUCAUGAGGAAAGACGAUGCUAUAGCACUACAUCCUUUUUCUCAAGUGCCUGAAUUUCUCCAAAUCAAUCCUUAUAUUAUCGAUGGUUAUCGUGUUCAUCUAUCCUAUCAAUCCUGUCUCAAAAGCUUAUUCGUUUUAUCCAAUGAAACGAUCAAUAUUUGGACCCACUUACUAGGUUUUAUUAUUUUUGCCUACUUGCUAGUUUAUGACAACAUGUAUAUUGUUCCAUGGACUUUCCAGCAUCUUAUGGAUAGAAUUGUGGUUUCUUCAACCUCUCUAUUUUACAUGUCCACUUUAUUGUUGAGUACAUUAUUCCAUCUCUUUCAUUGUCAUUCUGAAGAAAGCUAUUGCAAAUGGUUAAAAAUUGAUGUUCGCGGCAUCGGGAUAGGAAUUAUUGGUGGAUUUUUGUCUGGCAUUUACGGAGCCUACUAUUGUCAUCAAGCAUUAUUGCUAACCUAUAGCAUUGCUUCGGUAGGAAUUAUUGCUACAUCAGCAUUUGUAUUAUCCCGAGCAAAGGAUGAAGUAAUCAAUGUAAGAGUUGGUAAAAUGAAACUCACUGUUCAUCGAAUCUACACUUAUAUGUUAGUCGUGGCCUUUGCUUUUAUUCCUAUUGGUCAUUUCAUAUACAUAAAUGGUGGAUUUGCCGUAGCUUUUGUUCGUAGAUUUGCAUUCGGUGCUGGUAUAAUGCUUGGUUGGGGUUUACUUGGCUGUCUCUUUCUAAUUUUUAAAUUUCCAGAAUGUCUAUUCCCUGGGAAAUUCGAUUAUAUAGCUUCCAGUCAUCAAUUUUGGCAUUUUUUAGGGCUUAUUUAUUAG